ACCAUGGAUCUCUCUCCUCUCGCUGCAUUACAGUUGGUUAAAACUACCUACUCUACUCGCGUACCUGUCACCCAGUCCUUUUCCUUCUUCUCCAUCCUCCUCCUACCUCUUCAUCCUCCCUCCUCCCCUUCCUCCUCUCGUUUUGUUGAUUCCCUCAUUCUCUCAUUCCGUCUUCCUCUCCUGACCCGAACACAGCAGGCCUGAAGACGCUUGAGACGAGGAGAAUUCUCAACUUGACUCCCAGGGCUUUCGCUCGACAUCUCUCCCUCAAAAAGCCCCCCAUCCCGCCCUGUUAAAGGACAGGAACCACCAAGGCUGUGAGACUAGGACCAGAAACAGGCCGGACUGGAAAAGUGAAUCAAAGAGACCUUUACUGGUAUUUCGCUUUUCUACUUCCACUUCGCCCUCUGUAAUUUUUCCCUCCAGCUUCUCCUUCGACUCUGUAAAAUUCCUCGGUUCAUCCACCAGGAAUUCCAGUCUCCAAUCUCAAUCCACUCCCUCGCCAACGCCAACGCUCCCGCUCCCGCCGCCGACGAAGCCUCGCAUCAACGAGCCCGCUCCCUUGAUUCAAUUCAGUUCAAUUCGACAGCGACCACUCUCAACCCUUCCCGAAACUAGUCAUAGAACUGAAGACUAGUCGCCAAUCAAUUCUGGGUAUCCCUUGGACUACAGGAAAAAGCUAGGUCAAAGUGACGAUUGCGAGUUAUUCAACUCUCAAUCCCGCAGCACCCUAGAGAAUUCCGAACCAUCCACACACACACACACACACAGAAGUGAUUUGAUUAAUCGCGACCUGUUCGGUUACAUCGCUGUCGUUCUGACUCGAUAAUCGAACCAUCAGAAGCGUUCACGAGCGUAGGAAAGGUAUGUCAUUGCCGUUGCUGCACGGCGCUGGGGACAUGUCAUAUCUAAUUUCCGUAUAGCUGCAUGCCGAGUGUUCAACUCCCGCAUACCGCUCUCCUCACCACAACCACCACGCUUUUUCUCCUUGAAAUUUGCCCAGUGGGAGACGUUAGCUCGUUAUUCCUGCUCGAUUCAGGGACUGUCUCAUCUCAACGAGCUUUGCCCAUCUCCCCGACGUGUGGCUGUAAGACUCCCCCCUCUCCCCUCGAUACCAUACUCGUGCCAGCUUGACUAUCGACCAAGGGAUAGUUGCCUACAUUUCGCGGUGUAAUACCUUCAGCGAGUCACGAGUUUGGCAAAAUCGAGAUUCGGCUAGUAUUAAACUUGAUACUGACGCACAUACCACAUUAGAGCCCUUGAGUCGAUCUCGUCUUUAAACGGCCCCCUUUCCAAUCCCUUUUCUUCCAAACUCCACUAUCUACAUGCUCCUGGUCUCGUUACCAGCCACGGUCACUCUUUUCACCAUUUUCAUCCACGUUCUUUAAUAUCUUAAUAACCUAAUUAAUCGGCUUCGCAUCACUCCUUUUUGCAGCCGAAGUCACUCUCUCUUUUGCGAAUUUCCGACCACAAGAUUCCUGGCGAACCAACAGUCUCUCCUUUGACACCAAGCCACAGACACUAUUCUGCCCCGUCACCGCCCAUCUGAGAAACCCAUCACCUACCACCCAAUAUGGCGUACUCUCAACAUGACGACUCUUACUUCGUGGAGUCUGAAGAACCUCAUCACAGAAUCACAGCCCAAGAAGCAGCACGAAUGAUGGCCCGUCAACGGCAAGACAUCAUUGGCGUUGAGCUAUCACGAUUAGCAGGCGAUGAGUACCUCGAGGAUAUCAUGCAGCAUAUGCGACAAAUGGAGGAUGAGACUCUACCAGAUGCUUCCCUCAUCGAUAUGCAACGCGAGAUUCAGUGGUUCAUGCGACCUUACUUGAUCGACUUCCUCAUCGAGGCCCAUGCUGCCUUCGGCCUCCUCCCCGAGACUCUCUUCCUCACUGUUAACCUCCUCGAUCGAUACUGCUCCAAGCGAGUGGUGUAUAAGCAACACUACCAGCUGGUUGGAUGCGCUGCGCUACUCAUCGCUGCGAAGUAUGGUGACAAGAAGGACCGCGUUCCUCAGAUUCACGAACUCAACAACAUGUGCUGCGGACUCUAUGAUGCUGGCAUGUUCACACAAAUGGAGAUGCAUGUCCUCAACACCCUCGAUUGGAUCAUUGGCCACCCCACCGUCGACUUCUUUUCGCAACUAAUGGUGGCAGAGGAGGGUGACGACCAGGAGGUUGCGCACAUGGCCGCCUAUCUGUGUGAGAUUGCCUUGUACCAUCGCGAUUUCGUUUCCACCAAACCUUCCGUUAUGGCUCGCUCAUCUCUGGCUCUCGCACGAGCUAUCCUCGGCCGCUCUGAAGUUAACGAUGGAGGUUGGGACCAGACAGAGAACGUUACCUUGAUCACAUUGUCGCAUCACCUUCAUCAACCCUCGCCUACACUUGCGCGCAAGUACUCGACAACAGGUUUUUCUCGGGUGUCGCAGAAGCUGGCCGAGUUCAUGGCUGAGCAAGCUGCGAUCGCCCGUCGAGCUGCUAACCCAGCUACUCCCCUAGCCGAACCCAUCAACAAGCACACGAGCAACAUCUACAGCACUCCCCAAAAAGGACACAGCGCGAUGGGGUUCGAUGGUUACCUAACACCCCCGAUCACCCCUGACGGUAACUCCUUGAUUGGCAACCACAACAUGGCAAAGGAGUCUCACGGCUUACCUCCUCGAUGCCCGGUCACACCAACACCUCCACACCAUGCGGCAGUAUAUGGUCAACACCAAUACGUCGGAUACGUUAACCAGCAUGGCAUGAACCAAUAAUGCUCUUCAUGACAAGAUAUUGAAUCGACGAUUCGACCUUCGACGUUCACACAUGUACAUCAUCGUGGCUUCUACACUAUCUUUCCAACAUUCUAUUACUUGUUCGAAAUCAUUGCAUGGUCGCACAACAGAAUGAUCUUUCACAUAUGUUUUGGCAUUUAGCGACUGCUUUCAAUUUCCUUGCGAUUCAACAUUUUCUCCUCAAUAUCAAGUCUAGCGGCACCAAAAAAAGGAACACGCGGAUCAUACCCUUUUUUCAUUUUUAGCAACUUUAUGCAUCUUUUUUUUUUCAGGUUCCAUACGACUUGCUCUCCCGGUGUGGAAGGAAUCCGCAUACCCCCAAGAGGACCAACGACAGGUCACCGUUCGGGUAAAACUGGUUGACGACAUAGAUUACGCAUGAGGAGCCUGGCUAACCUCGAGACGGAAGAAGUAAAAAGAAGACCGAGAAUGCACCAACACAGGUCCCUCGCGGUGGAUAAAAAGGAUACCCCCCGGAUUUUGGGACAUAGGCGGUUAUGGACCGACCAGCUUUAUUAAAACAGGGACGAUGGUGUCUGACCUCGGUCUGGUACGAUGAGGCGGCCUACUCUUCACGACAGCAGCACUACGUCUGCAUAAUUCUUUCAAAGGUGGAUGGGAUGGCGAUACAUAGUUGGGAAGCCAUUGGCAUGCACAACAAACGUUGUCCUGGGGGAGGAUUUUGGCAUUAAUCGUGCCUUUGGUUGGAUCUACGAAGUCAGGCUAGUUCCUUUCUUCAGGCCCCCCGUCCUGUGUAUAGGUAGUUGUACGUAAAACAGGCACAAAAAAAGAAGUAAAAAUUCUUUAACUUGAACUGUUCCAAAUCGUAUUCAUUUCUCAUUCCGGUGGUACUCGGUGAUUAUUCAACACUGCGAUCGAUUGUUUCAUUUGGCCUUCUAAAGGCUUAAGCCCAGCCGUCAUACCGG
This is a messenger RNA of Fusarium odoratissimum NRRL 54006, 3702 nucleotides long. RefSeq lists its product as uncharacterized. Gene Ontology annotation, molecular function: cyclin-dependent protein serine/threonine kinase regulator activity. Gene Ontology annotation, cellular component: cyclin-dependent protein kinase holoenzyme complex; cytoplasm; nucleus. The record is from RefSeq and is a predicted model, not a curated record. NCBI's taxonomy places the organism in Eukaryota, Fungi, Ascomycota, Sordariomycetes, Hypocreales, Nectriaceae. The transcript has 2 exons. Gene Ontology annotation, biological process: regulation of cyclin-dependent protein serine/threonine kinase activity; mitotic cell cycle phase transition. Bases 1574 to 2755 code for a protein of 393 amino acids.